Molecule: messenger RNA, 2372 nt
Organism: Ochotona princeps (American pika)
Lineage: Eukaryota; Metazoa; Chordata; Mammalia; Lagomorpha; Ochotonidae
Gene: PCK1
Product: phosphoenolpyruvate carboxykinase 1
Exons: 10
Coding region: 189-2057 (622 amino acids)
Biological process (GO): cellular response to glucose stimulus; gluconeogenesis; propionate catabolic process
Cellular component (GO): mitochondrion; cytosol
Molecular function (GO): phosphoenolpyruvate carboxykinase (GTP) activity; manganese ion binding; GTP binding
Source: RefSeq, a predicted model, not a curated record
ACAGCCAAGGGGCAAGGCCACGGCCCACUGUAUUUAAGGCCAGAGGCUCUGCCCCCAGGCACGGCCUUCCCACCGGGAGCACACUCCAGUGGAAGAGCCCAGAGGGACACGCCAGAGCUUGGCUCUAGCACAGCCACAGUGCAAACAGGUACUCUAGGCUCCCGUAGCCCCCAGCACCGCCCGCGGAGAUGCCGCCUCAGCUGCAAAACGGCCUGAACCUUGCAGCCAAAGUGGUGCAGGGCACCCUGGACAGCCUGCCGCAGGCUGUGAGGGAGUUCGUGGAGAGCAGUGCCAAGCUGUGCCAGCCCGAGAGCCUGCACAUCUGUGAUGGCUCUGAGGAGGAAAACAGCCGCCUGCUGACCUUAAUGCAGGAGCAGGGCAUGAUCCGGAAGCUGGACAAGUAUGACAACUGCUGGUUGGCGCUCACUGACCCCAGGGACGUGGCCAGGAUCGAAAGCAAGACGGUCAUCAUCACUCGAGAGCAGAGAGACACAGUCCCUAUCCCCAAAUCCGGCCCCAGCCAGCUGGGUCGCUGGAUGUCGGAGGAAGACUUCGAGAAAGCCUUCAAUGCCAGGUUCCCUGGGUGCAUGAAAGGCCGCACCAUGUACCUCAUCCCUUUCAGCAUGGGGCCGCUGGGCUCACCGCUGUCCAAGAUUGGCAUUGAGCUGACCGACUCUCCCUAUGUGGUGGCCAGCAUGCGGAUCAUGACGCGCAUGGGCACACCAGUCCUGGAUGCCCUGGGUGACGGCGAGUUUGUCAAAUGCCUGCAUUCCGUGGGAUGCCCUCUGCCUCUGGAGAAGCCUCUGGUCAACAACUGGGCCUGUAACCCGGAGCUGACGCUCAUCGCCCACCUGCCUGACCGCAGGGAGAUCAUCUCCUUCGGCAGCGGGUAUGGCGGGAACUCAUUGCUCGGCAAGAAGUGCUUUGCUCUCAGGAUGGCCAGCCGGCUGGCUAAGGAGGAGGGCUGGCUGGCAGAGCACAUGUUGAUUCUUGGGAUCACCAACCCCGCCGGGGAGAAGAAGUACUUGGCGGCCGCAUUUCCCAGUGCCUGUGGGAAGACCAACCUGGCCAUGAUGAACCCCACCCUGCCAGGGUGGAAGAUUGAGUGUGUGGGGGAUGACAUUGCCUGGAUGAAAUUCGAUGACCAAGGAAACUUGCGGGCUAUCAACCCUGAAAAUGGUUUUUUUGGGGUUGCCCCGGGAACCUCUGUAAAGACCAACCCCAAUGCCAUCAGGACCAUCCAGAAAAACACCAUCUUUACCAACGUGGCCGAGACCAGUGACGGGGGCUUCUACUGGGAGGGCCUCGAUGAGCCGCUGGCCCCCGGCGUGAAGAUCACUUCCUGGAAGAACAAGGAAUGGAGCCCCCAAGAUGGAGAGCCCUGUGCCCACCCCAACUCACGCUUCUGCACCCCUGCCAGCCAGUGCCCCAUCAUUGACGCUGCCUGGGAGUCCCCAGAAGGCGUGCCCAUUGAGGGCAUCAUCUUCGGAGGCCGCAGACCUGCCGGUGUGCCCCUGGUCUACGAAGCUCUCAACUGGCAGCAUGGGGUGUUUGUAGGGGCAGCCAUGCGGUCGGAGGCCACCGCGGCUGCGGAGCACAAGGGCAAAGUCAUCAUGCACGACCCCUUUGCCAUGCGGCCUUUUUUCGGCUACAACUUCGGCAAAUACCUGGCCCACUGGCUGAGCAUGGCUCACCGCCCGGCGGCCAAGCUGCCCAAGAUCUUCCAUGUCAACUGGUUCCGUAAGGACCAGGAAGGCAGGUUCCUCUGGCCAGGCUUCGGCGAGAACUCGCGGGUGUUGGAGUGGAUGUUCAACCGCAUCAACGGCGAGGACAGCGCCCGGCUCACGCCCGUCGGCUACAUGCCCAAGGAGGACGCCCUGAACCUGAAGGGCCUGGGGAACGUUAAUGUCCAGGAGCUCUUCGCCCUCUCCAAGGAGUUCUGGGAGAAGGAGGUGGACGACAUUGAGAAGUACCUGGAGGAGCAGGUCAACGCCGACCUGCCCUGUGAAAUCGUGCAGGAGAUCCUGGGUCUCAAGCAGAGAAUAAGCCACAUGUAAGCACGAUUGUAGGCUGACCUUCCGAAAUGGAAGGUGACCCUGAGGCCGGGGAAGGCGAUCCUGCUGGGGGCAUGGCAUCCGCAGCACCCAGGAGCAGGCCCGCAGGGCACAUGCUAGUUUUGCAAAAGGGGAACCCCAGAGCACAGGCUGGUAGCCAGUGAGAGCGGGCAGAAGAUCUCAGCACAUCUCCAAGAUUCACCUCCAAUGCGUGUUUUUGUUCAAGGUCACUCAGUCAUUUAGAUUCUUAGCUUCUCACUUCGGCUCUGUCGGCUAGCUAGCAUGCACAGAAAAUAUACUUGAGCUGUACAUAUUGGA